CUUGAGCAGCGCCCUGAGUGACGUCACGUGCAGUUGUUUUGUCAUCGAGCUCGAGGUUGCGUUGCGGCCAUUUUUUUUUAGCUCUCCCCUUUGUUGGGGCCGCUGAUCCAGUCUCUCCCUGACAACAAAAACACUUCGGAGUAAAACGCAAGUUAGAUUUAUAUCUUUGUUUUUUAAUUUAUUUAUAUUUUCUCCGGGGCUCGCUUGUUCUGCCCGCUCAGCCUCGACAACAUGGACCCAGCCAGCCGGUACCAAGUGUUGCACAACGAGGACGACUCGUCCACUGGCAGCGAGCAGCAGCCGUGCACCUCAGCUCAAGCCCGUGCGUCCGGGCAGGUCCAGAGUCAAGCGGAGUCCAACGUGACCCCCGCUGCGUCAUCGGGAGAGGCGCCCCCACCUCCUUACGCCUCCGUUGACCUGGGUGCCACCGCUGCGUCACCUGAAACCAGUUUCCAAGGGGACUUCCCAGUACCGCCGCCCUACAGCGUCGCCACGUCCCUGCCCACGUACGACGAAGCUGAGAAGGCCAAAGCGGCCGCCAUAGCUGCCUCCACAGUGGAAGUGCUGCCCCGGGAGGACGACUUCUCACCCAGAGAAGAUUUUAGUGAUGCCGAUCAGCUCCGAGUUGGGAACGAUGGAAUCUUCAUGUUGGCGUUUUUCAUGGCCUUCUUGUUCAACUGGAUCGGCUUCUGCCUGUCCUUCUGUCUGACGAACACCAUCGCAGGACGCUACGGCGCCAUCUGCGGCUUCGGCCUUUCCCUCAUUAAAUGGAUCCUCAUAGUCCGAUUCUCAGACUACUUCACCGGUUACUUCAACGGCCAGUACUGGCUCUGGUGGAUCUUCCUGUUGCUGGGCCUCUUGCUGUUCUUCAGGGGGUUUGUGAACUACCUCAAAGUUCGCAACAUGUCGGAGAACAUGGCCUCGUCUCACAGAACGCGCCUCUUCUUCCUCUAUUAAAGGGUUCCCUACAAAACGGCUUUAAAGUUCCUUCCCUCGCCCUCGUAUGACCUGCCCCAGGAGCCGAACAGCGGAGAGAGGUAACGGGGAAGGAGAGAAGUGGGGCGCAAGUGUCGUUGAAACAACUCGAUUCACUUCGGUCUCGGAUGAUUUCCUGGAACCGCUUUUUUUUUAAUUUGCCUUUUGAUUUAAACCUUGUGCUGUUUUCCCUCAUCCAGUUUGUGUCGCUUAUCAAAAGCAGAAGAAUUCAGGUAAAUGAACUCGCACGCUAAACGCAAAAAGCUUCAAGGACCUAAAAACGGUUAAACCAGCUGGUUUCACGAGUCCGCCGUCGUCAGGGUUCGGGGCGUUUUUCGAGUCUUGAUUUUUACAGUGUUUUUUGUUUUGUUGUCAGACGGCGGGAUCAACCACGAAAACCCGGGACUGAUACAGAACACGCAUCCCUGAUGCUUUGGUUGUUCUCAAACGAAACAGCCCGGUUCUACUCGUAUUGACCCCAAACGUGAAAUCACACAUUCAAAAUGGUUUCUGUAGGAAACCCAGUUGGAUCAGUUGGGGGUUUACUAAUAACCAGUAAACUGUCUGCAGGUUUACGUGUGUUGAAAAGAAACAUAAAUCCAUACAAAUGCUAAUAAACAUCAAUAUUUUGUAUCGUCCAAGUGUCUUUUCUCCUAAUUUAUUUAUUCGUUGUGCUAUUUUUCAAACCUUUAAGACCACCAGCUUUAAGCAGCUUCUGGUCUUAAUGGUUUACGGUAGGAGGAAUGUACUGGUUCCCCUUUUCUCGUUUUGAAUCGAAAGAAAAAUUAAGGACAAAGAAACGCACCUGACUAACAAAACUGGAUUAUGUAUAAUAAAAAAAAAAAAUCCGAACUCACGCUUCACUUAAAUCUUCCAAGCGAUCCGAUAUAACCGUGUCUUCAGGCUUCUCCGGUCCUACCAGGUGGAAACCGGGCCCGACACGGUCCACUUCAGUUCCGGUGCCGUCCGUAAGAAGCGAUGUCCGAACUGAAGGACCGUGCCAGGCUUUAUUUUUAAAUAAAGAACCUCCUCGGAGUGUAAGAGUCUUAUGCAAUUUACUCGGCCGUGUUGAAUCGUUGAUGCGUAACGAUGACGUAGAUGUAGUCCAGUCACCGCAGACGGAUCCGGUUCUGGUUCGGCCCGUUGAAGGAACAAGUGCACCUAGCUGCUGUGCAUGUUCUCGCGGAUCUCUCUCUGGGACUUGGGGGGGGGUUAAGGUUCUCGUGGCGACGCAGCUCCGAUGAUCAAGAACGACGUCGGCGUGGGAAUUUCCGUGAGCGGAGCCUGAAAUAAGGACCUCCCCCAGACAAGGGGGGGUGUCGUCAAAUGAAAUGUAUAUAUGAGCUUAUGCUAAUUUUUAAUAUUUGCACUUUGACAUUCUGUACAGUAAAAUUUGUGAAUCUGCUAAACUUGAUGGGGUAGAAAAGUAAAGCGAUCUUAGCCAUCCAAGUUUUUUUAUUAUUAUUAUUUUAAACUGGAAUUAUUAAUGAUCUCAAAUGGAUAAUCUGCCUUUUGCACAAUUAUUUGUCCCCCAAACAAAAACCCGUUUGUUUUUUUGUUUUUAACCUAAACUGUGACAGCUCGAGUGUUUUGCCAAACCUUGUGUCCCUCAGCAAUAUCAGGACCUUUGGAUGAAAUGACGCUGUGUUGCAUGAUUGACCCUCCUGACUGCGUUAGAGCUUCACGUGAAUCUACAAGUACACGUUUGUCUUUGUAAAUACGAAUAAUUAAAGAGGUGUCUCAAGAUGCUCUGUUGGUGUUUAUCUGUUGUAACUGGAAUUAAAAUGACGGAUGUUGCAAAAAAAGAUUGCCAAUAAAGUUCAAAAGCCUGCCACUU
Nematolebias whitei (Rio pearlfish) is the source of this 2812-nucleotide messenger RNA. It is a transcript of the gene ndfip2, whose product is annotated as Nedd4 family interacting protein 2. Gene Ontology annotation, biological process: positive regulation of protein ubiquitination; vacuolar transport; metal ion transport. The record is from RefSeq and is a predicted model, not a curated record. Gene Ontology annotation, cellular component: Golgi apparatus; perinuclear region of cytoplasm; endoplasmic reticulum. NCBI's taxonomy places the organism in Eukaryota, Metazoa, Chordata, Actinopteri, Cyprinodontiformes, Rivulidae. The coding region runs from base 232 to 957 and encodes 241 amino acids. Gene Ontology annotation, molecular function: WW domain binding. The transcript has 8 exons.